UGCCAAAACCCUGGUGACUGGGCCCUGGAUGCACAGGGCUGGGGGCAGACAUUCACACGGACCGACCUGCCGGGCACAGGUUUGGCAGCAGUGAAAAAACAAGUGGGUGACUGCAGAGCGCUGGCAGAUACGAGACCUGGGUUCUGUUUGUGUCUGAGCCUUUCUGGCUCUUCUGGCCUUGCUCCGGGCUGACACACAAGAAGCCUGGCAGCCUGGCUACCUCUGCUGGGGACACAGUGAUGGAGAAGCUGGGUCCUGAUCCUUCUCGCGAAAGUUCUGGAAGAGCAUAGAGGCCUUUCCCCUCACCCCACACCCCCCUUCCGCAGUGCUUCCCCUGGAGAGGCAGCUGCAGGAGGCUGCGCGUCGGGGCCAGGUUGGGAGGAUGAAGGAGCUGAUCGCCAGGAAGGUGAAUGUCAGGGCCAAAAAUCAUCUGACAAGCACAGAGGCCAGAAGAAGGUUGGCUUCCUCCCGGGUCACCCAGAUGUCGCCAGGGCCAGUGGCUGUGAUGAGUGAGGAGAGGGACUGAAGACAGAGUGGCAGUGGGCAGAGUGGCACUGCACUGGGCCGCGGGUGCAGGGCACGAGCAGGCCGUGCAGCUGCUGCUGGAGCACGGGGCUGCCAUGGAUGAUGCGGAUGCGUUUGGGAUGAACGCGCUUCUCCUGUCUGCCUGGUUCGGCCACUUGCGGGUCCUCCAGAUCCUGGUCAGCUCUGGGGCCAAGGUCCACUGUGAGAACACGGACGGCCUGGCCUUAUUGCACUGCGCAGCCCUGAGAGGUCACGUGCCCGUGCUGGCGUUCGUGAUGGAGGACCUGGAGGACGUGGGCCUGGACCGCAGAGACAAGCUGGGCAGGACAGCGUUUCACAGGGCCGCUGAACACGGGCAGCUGGAGGCUCUGGACUUCCUCGUGGGCUCGGGCUGUGACCACAGUGUCAAAGACAAGGAGGGGAACACGGCGCUCCACUUGGCUGCUGGCCAGGGCCACACUGCUGUGCUUCAGCGACUCCUCGACAUCGGGCUGGAGUUGGAGGAGCGGAAUGCCGAAGGCCUCACGGCCCUCCAUGUGGCUGCGCAAGGAAUCCACCUGGACUGUGUGCAGCGCCUGCUCGGGGCCGGAAGCCCUGUGAAUGCCCUCACGCAGAAAAGACUGAGCUGCCUGCACUACGCAGCCCUGGGUGGCUCUGAGGACGUGUGCCGGGCCCUCCUCCGUGCAGGAGCCCAUACUAAUGUGGCUGAUGAUCGGGGCACCUCUCCCCUCCACCUCGCCGUGAGGCACAACUUCCCUGCCCUGGUCCAGCUCCUCAUCGAUGCCCACAGUGACUUGGACGCCAUCGACUAUAGGCAGCAGACGCCCCUCCACCUGGCCGCGGAGCACGCCUGGCAGGAUGUGGCAGAGAUGCUCCUCUUCGCGGGGGCUGACCUCACCCUGCGAGAUAAGCAAGGGAAGACUGCCCUGGAAGUGGCUGCCCGCAGCAACCACAUCACCCUGGCAGACAUGAUCAUCAAAGCCGAUCGCCUCUACAGACGGGAGAAGGGUUCCCUGCGACCACCAGGCGGCAAGAGCUUGACCUUCAGGCAGGACCAUCGGCCGGAAACGCAGCAGCUGCGCUCCGUGCUGUGGCGCCUGGCGUCCAGGCACCUGCGGCCUCACGAGUGGAAGAAGCUGGCAUUCAACUGGGAGUUCACUGAGGCCCAUGUCUCUGCCAUCGGGCAGCAGUGGACAGGCACCAGGAGCUACCAGGAGCACGGCCACCGGAUGCUGCUCAUCUGGCUGCAUGGUGUGACCCUGGCUGGCGAAAACCCCAGCAAGGCGCUGUUUGAGGGCCUGGUGGCCAUUGGCAGGAGGGACCUGGCUGAAAGCAUAAGAAAGAAAGUAAACGCUGCACCAAGGGUGCCCAGGGGCUGCACGGCCAUGUGAGUGUGGGGCCUCGACAGGUGGCACCAGAGCGGGUCGCCUGCACAGCUACCGCCGCCACUGGAGGGCUUUGAAGAAGAUCACCAGGACAGGCCUCCGGCUGCUUCUGCUGACUGCGGUCACACAGAGACCAGCAGGCGAACAUUUACCCUCUUUCUCAAGAGGGCUGUCCCGAUCUCGGCCACUCGCUUUCCACCACAGCUGUUUGUCCUUCCAGCUGUAUUUGUACCCCCGGGACAGUUCCAGAAGGCAUGGGCUCUCAUUUUCCACUGCUCUUGUUUUGUAAUUCAAGCAAAUAUUUUAAGCCUUUUAACAUGAAAUCAUCUCAGACGUACAGAAAUGUUGCAGAAACAGUACACUGGUUGAUCCAGGUUU
Octodon degus (degu) is the source of this 2288-nucleotide messenger RNA. RefSeq names its product ankyrin repeat and death domain containing 1A (gene Ankdd1a). The record is from RefSeq and is a predicted model, not a curated record. Gene Ontology annotation, biological process: protein localization to T-tubule; regulation of cardiac muscle contraction; signal transduction. Bases 621 to 1916 code for a protein of 431 amino acids. NCBI's taxonomy places the organism in Eukaryota, Metazoa, Chordata, Mammalia, Rodentia, Octodontidae. Gene Ontology annotation, cellular component: T-tubule. The transcript has 15 exons. Gene Ontology annotation, molecular function: protein binding.